AAUGACGGCCUGGGAACAGUGGGUUAACUGCCUGUUCAGGGGCAGAACAACAGAUUUGUACCUUGUCAACUCGGAGGUUUGAACUCGCAACCUUCCGGUUACUAGUCCAACACUCUAACCACUAGGCGACACUGCCGCCCCAUGCCGAGCAGCCUCACACAAGCCUAAGAUCACUAUGCACAAUGUCAAGCAUUUGCUGGAGGGGUGUAGCUCGCUGCCAUUGGACUCUGAAGCAGUGGAAACGUGUUCUCUGGAGUGAUGAAUCAUGCUUCACCAUCUGGCAGUCUGACAGAUGAAUCUGUGUUUGGCCAAUGCCAGGAGAACGCUACCUGCCAUAAUGCAUAGUGCCAACUGUAAAGCUUGGUGGAGGAGGAAUAAUGGUCUGGGGUUUCCCGGGGACACAUGCUGGAGAGAAUACAAGACGUCAGCUAAUCAUACCAUCAUGAAUAACAUCAAGUCGGCAUCUCGGAGAGGAGUGAAGAAGCCUGGGAGGGGAGUAGGCACUGCUUCAACCAACGUAACACAAGAUAGGAUGGGUGACGGUGUGCAGAAUGAGACCGUUUUCUACUCCAAGGCUGAAAACUACUGGAGAGAAGUGGCGCCCACCGUGGAUGGCAUGCUAGGAGGCUACGGCAAGAUCUCUAACAUUGACAUUGACGGCUCCAAGAAGUUCCUGCAGAAAUUCCUUGGCGGUGAAGGGAAGACCGGCAAUGGCUGCGCCCUGGACUGUGGCGCCGGAAUAGGGCGCAUCACCAAGCGACUGCUGCUGCCCCUCUUCAACACUGUGGACUUGGUGGACGUGACUCAGGAGUUCCUGGACCAGGCUAAGGUCUACCUGGGCGACGACAGCAAACGGGUGGAGAACUACUUCUGCCUCGGCCUGCAGGACUUUAUCCCACAGGACAGACGCUACGACGUCAUCUGGAUCCAGUGGGUCAUUGGCCACCUGACUGACGACCACCUGGUGGAGUUCCUGCACCGUUGCCGCGGUGGCCUCCGCCCUGAGGGACUAAUUGUCAUCAAGGACAACGUGGCCUAUGAGGGCGUGAUCCCCGACGAUGUCGACAGCAGCGUGUGCCGGGAACUGGCUCUGGUGAAGAGCCUGGUGACCCGGGCAGGCCUCACUAUCGUCUGUGAAGAGCAACAGAUGAACUUUCCUGACGAGAUCUACCAGGUCCACCAGCUGGCCCUCCGAUAGGGACAGAGAUGGAGGAUGGGUGCCAAUGCCAAAAUGCUGCUGCCCAUGCUCAAGCCAUGGGACCUUCAUGACAAGCUUCCUGUCCACUGAAAGUUGGACAGUCCAGCUUAGUGUGUAGGCGUGUUUAUCUAAUGGCGUAUAUAUGACCCACUCUGUGUGAAUACAUCAGGUAGAGGUUUUAUCGUCAGUGUAGUUUACUAAAGGAUAAUGGUGACUGAUUCUGGGAUCACCCUUAGGAAUUAUGGAUGUACUGUAUGGGGGCAGAUCAGGUAAGGCUCAGAAAUGCAAAUGCCACUCUGAGUCAAUUCUUUACUGGAGGACAUGAGUUACAGCACUUGAGUUCACAUAGGACAGGGAUGAGCAAUUCUUUUCAGGGCCAUGUUCCAUAGGGCACACAGUUUUGCAAUGGAAACUACACAAAAACAUAUUUGGUCAAGUUCACGUACCUUAUUGUAAAUGACCCAGGUUCUCACUUUUGUCACUGAAUGCUCAGAUCUGUUUUCCCAAGUCGGAAUUAGAUCGAGCAACAAAUCAGGAACAAAGUAUCCCAUCACUGGCAUAUAUCCCUCCACAUUACCCGUUUAUGUAAUUUAUUCACAGUACCAAGAAUACAUAGAUUGGCUGUUUGUAAGAUGUGGCAAAUACUGAUGAAAUUUAAGUACUGUAUGUUUCCCAUGAGUGUUCGAAUGUCAAAUAAACAACUUUUCAGGAAAUCUCA
Oncorhynchus keta (chum salmon) is the source of this 1916-nucleotide messenger RNA. It is a transcript of the gene ntmt1, whose product is annotated as N-terminal Xaa-Pro-Lys N-methyltransferase 1. Lineage: Eukaryota; Metazoa; Chordata; Actinopteri; Salmoniformes; Salmonidae. The record is from RefSeq and is a predicted model, not a curated record. Gene Ontology annotation, biological process: N-terminal protein amino acid methylation. Bases 293 to 1198 code for a protein of 301 amino acids. Gene Ontology annotation, cellular component: cytoplasm. Gene Ontology annotation, molecular function: N-terminal protein N-methyltransferase activity. The transcript is spliced from 5 exons.